Molecule: messenger RNA, 1881 nt
Organism: Planococcus citri (citrus mealybug)
Lineage: Eukaryota; Metazoa; Arthropoda; Insecta; Hemiptera; Pseudococcidae
Product: esterase E4-like
Exons: 10
Coding region: 93-1721 (542 amino acids)
Molecular function (GO): serine hydrolase activity
Source: RefSeq, a predicted model, not a curated record
UCCCCUGUAAAGCAACGACUGUUUUCAUUUAAAGACAAAAGCUCAGCACUACGUGUUAUAAUAUUCAAAUAAUAUUGAAUGUUACGAAAAAAAUGACAGACAAAGUUCAUAUAUCGACAAAUGAUGGUAAAAUCAAAGGCAUUAAGAAAACAUCCACUUUUUCUGGAACAGAAUACUACUCUUUUUUGGGAAUACCAUAUGCUCAACCACCAAUAGGAAAUGCUCGUUUCAAAGAUCCGGUAAAAAUAAAACCUUGGAAGAGUACUUUGGAUGCUACAAUAGAAAGAGAUGGUUGUAGACAAUUUUCUUUACUCCGGAGAGAUUUUUCAGGAUCAGAAGAUUGUCUGUACAAUAACAUCCAUACACCUGAACUGCCUAAAGAAAAUAAGCCAUUAAAAUCUGUUAUCGUUUGUAUUCAUCCUGGUGGAUUUUUUUAUGGGACACCGGAUCCAACUCAAUUUGGAUCACCAGAGUUUAUCAUGCAUCAUGAUAUUGUUUACGUCUGUGUUGGCCAUCGUCUGCAUAUUUUAGGAUUUUUAAACCUCGGUUUGCCAGAAUGUUCUGGUAAUCAAGGAUUAAAAGAUAUCAUAAUGAGUCUUGAAUGGAUCAGAGAUAACAUCAGUGCUUUUUGCGGUGAUCCUAAUGAUAUAACUCUAAUGGGAAGCAGUAGUGGAUCAGCCAUUGCAAAUGCUCUGAUGUUCGCACCAAGAGCAAAAGGUUUAUUUCAUAAAGUAAUUCUAAUGGGGAUGUAUGCUCUUAAUCCUGCCCUCAUAACGCAACACGAGAAUGCCACGUCUGCCUUCGAAUUGGCGAACUCUUUAGGAUACGAUGGAACGGCUGAAGACAGAAAAAAAUUAUUAUCGUUUUUAAAAAAGAUUUCAUUGGAUGCCGUCGUACUGCUAAAACCUGAAAAUCGUAUACACAGGACAAAGUUGCCAAUAUAUCCAGCAUCGCCAUUUUUACCUUUGUCAGACCCAGGAGAAAACUCUGUUUUACCUUUAUCACCAGAUAAUUUAGUACCUUCAACAGUCAGAAUACCAAUGAUGAUUGGCUUUUGUGAACACGAAGCAGCUAUGGUAUUCGUUAAAUUACUCAAAAAAAGGCUCUCAAGCCAAUUUUAUUCAACCCUAACACAAAAUGUUUGGGGAUGGGGAAGUAACUUGACUGAAGAAGACCUGAAACUUAUCCAACAACAAGCCGAACAAUUCUAUUUGAAUGGCGAAUCUACCGAAUCAGGCCAUCUGCCUACAAGAUGUCAGAUUCAAACUGAUAUUUCUUUAUCAGACAUGUAUGAUUCUGUAGUCAAUGUUGUUGCAGAAGACCUUCCUUCUUCAGUAUUUGUUUAUAGAUUCGACUAUGAAGGUAGUAUUCCUACAAUGAAAGAAAGACUCGUGUCACAAUUAGAUGAACCUUUGAAAGGAACUUGUCAUGGUGACGAUUACAGUUACUGGGCGAUGAUAAAAGAUCAUUGGAGUAAACUGGAUUACUCUAUACAACCAAGAAGUCGUGAGAUGGUUGAAAAAUUCACCAAAUUAUUCACCACUUUCGCUAAAACAGGAGACCCUAAUUAUGAAGGUUUGGAAGUUCACUGGAAACCUUCGAGGAUUGAAAAUCCACAUUAUUUGAGUUUCAAUGACCCAUUGACAGUAAUCGAGGGUAAACUGAAUGGAAAACGAAUGGAAUUUUGGGAAAACAUUAAAAAACAGUUUAAGAAGAAAUGAUUGUAUUUCAUAAAUAAAUAUUUUUUCAAAAUGUUACCAUCUUAGCUAUGUACGUUUGUUUUUUUACAACAUCUACAUACCUACAUGUAGCACCAUAAGUAAAAAUGUACAUAACUACCUCAGCAAUAAAUAUAUUAGUAAAAGUACUAGGUAAACAUUA